This is a messenger RNA of Brettanomyces bruxellensis, 5868 nucleotides long. RefSeq lists its product as uncharacterized. The record is from RefSeq and is a predicted model, not a curated record. Bases 1 to 5868 code for a protein of 1955 amino acids. NCBI's taxonomy places the organism in Eukaryota, Fungi, Ascomycota, Pichiomycetes, Pichiales, Pichiaceae. The transcript has 2 exons.
AUGUCUGAUACAUUGUCUAUACCGGACUCACAAUCGGAUGACGAAAAUUCACCUUUAACACGUAAUCUAAUAUUACAUUUGGAAACCCAGGAGAAGCGGAAAAGGAUAUGGAAGCGACAAGAACAUAUAUUGAAGGAGUUGGCACCAUUGACCGAUGAUUUUCUUGUUUUACCCACUACGAGAUCACGUCGUCAUGCAUUUGCACAACGCCAUAUUUACACUGCGGACCUCGCAGAAUAUCUUCAUCUUGCAUCCAGAAAUCAGUUAAAUAAGCUUUCAAAAAGUGGGUUUACUGAUGAUGAGAUACUUCAUAUGCUUGAGCGGAAGUACAAAAAGAUACGAAAAUUAUACAAACGAAUUGGGGUGAAGUUGUUUAGGUUUAAGAAAAAAAGCUUCUCCAUGUACGUUAAGGACUUCAGAAAUUAUCAAACAUCAAGGGGUGGUCGUACGUAUUACGAACUAGCAGAACCAACUCCAAAGAACAAGAACGAUUUGAAACAACUUCGAGUAUUAUACGAGCGAGAUUUGAGCGAUGUUUCCAGUACGGAUGAUGAUACUACAGAUGAUGAGCAGGUACAAGCUGAUCAAAACACAGAUCUGGAAGUAAAUAUGGAUGAACAUUCUGAUGACACAGACAGUGAGAUUGUCGUUGAUAAGAAUCCGAAAGAGGGUGCUGAUAAUACAGAUGAACGCCAUAUUAUAAUAAAUGCGAUUUCACCACCAAACUUGGAAAUUGAAACUGGACAUGAGAUUUCAAAGGAUACAACCGAAGAUAAACGUUUGGAACCAAUAGAUGGUGUAGUUGAUUGUUUAUCACCUAAUGUUGCCGAUGGUUUAUCACAUAAUGAUGGUGAUGGUUUGUCACCUAAUGUCGAUAAUGAUUCUUUACACCUUUCAAGUUCUGUGGAGCCAUCUCAGUAUACUGUUGACGAAGGUGAUUCUCAAAAUGGGUCUAGGUCCAUUCAGAUUGCAAAUUAUUCUAACAUCUCUCAAAGUAACCAGGCUGACAUGAAUGAUGAUGUUGAAAUGCUUAUUGAUGGUGAUUCAGUCGGUGCAUCUGCUGAAAAUAAUGCAGAUGAGCAUCAAGUGAACAAAUCCGACCUUGCAAUUCAGGAAAAUUAUAAUGAUGGAAUUGCGUCAAGGAUGAGACGUCAUAAAUUUUCACAGGAUCAUGUCUAUGUGGCUGAUACUAGUGUACAUUUGGGCCUUUGCACACUGUACACUUUAAAUGAAUUGUAUGACUCUGGAAAGUCAUAUGGCGAUAUAAUGUUGUUCUUGGAGAAGAAAUAUAAGCAGAAGAGGGACUCUUUACUAGACAAAGGUAUAUUAUUGGGCCCAUUUUCUAAGCGAACAUAUAAAGCGUACUUAGAUGAGGAAAAUCGACGUUUAGGUGGAUUUGAUAAGCAUUAUGCCGAAAAGCAGGCAGAAAAUGAAGACACUAUGAAUGGAUUUCUAGAUCUGGAUGAUACAGAAACAUCGGAUGAAGAAUAUUUACAACCCGAUAGUAUAAGGUCAAUCAACAAAAAGUUGAUGGCUGACUCAAAGGAGGAUACACUUGGAACAGGUUAUAAUUCGGAAUCAUCUGACGGGAGUAGUGUCUAUGAGAUUCGUAGUGAUAGUGAGUUGGCAUCUUCUAUAUCCAUGGAAUCUGCCGAAAAUUCAAUAGAGGGAGAAAAUUUUGUCUUCAGGAAUAGGAUUCUUAAUAGAAGAACCGCUUUAAGAGGCGUUCUUCCGGCCUCUUUUUACAAAGUGAGUAAUCAUAAGCAUUCCGGAAGAGCUAACAAUAGCUACAAAAGCGGACCUCAAUUAGAUGAAGAAAGCAUGUUUCCUCGAAAAGGUAUUGCGAGGAAGAUCAGCGGACCAUACAAAUCCAAUCCCGUCCGUAACCAGAUUGCUGACGACUUCCUUGCACCAGCUGGAUCCGAAGGUCCUGCUGAUGACGAUCCAGCAGAGUAUCAUCGAAUAGAUCUUGAUUUACAGAAAAGCCCCAGUCCCACUCCUGACGAUAUAUUUGAAAUACCUGUUUCUGAGAGUGAUAAUCCGAAUGAACCACACCCAUACAUGGCUUUUAAUGGCAACGAAACUAAUGAUGAUGAUGCAGUAGGAAUUGAUGAUUACGAUAACUUUGUUCGCAAAAUGAAGGAUGAUAUGGAUAUGGAUGCAAGUGCAGAAGAAGAUGAUCAUGCUGGUAUUAACUACAUGCUUAGCCGUGCUCCUCGUUCUAAGCGUCCAAGAACUUAUGCCUCUAGAAGAAGUAAGCGUGCCAAGCAUUAUUCAGCAUUAUACUCUGGUGGCCCGACUGUCAGAGAUCAUAAAGGAAAUCAGACGCAUUUUAGUCAUCACUUAAAAUUGCACAAGCAUCCUUUAGAGCCACGAAAUCUUCAAGGUGAAAGUAUUUCUCAUUUUAGACCAGUUAAAAUUUGCCGCAGGAUCGGCAGGAGAACAGACCACAUAUCUGGUGGUCAUAGACCACGGAAUUCAUUCAAUCCACAACAUACUCGUCAUUAUAGAAAUCAUAACCCUAAGUUAUUGACAAAAGUUGCAACUACGAAUAAUUAUGACAGAGGUCACACAAAGGAUGAAGAUAAGCAAAAAAGGUUUUACUUUGGUCGAAAAAAGGUGGUUGGAACUCCACAAAUCGAAGAGUCACAAACAUUUCCAGAAGAGAAUACAGACUUUUCAAAUGAAGCUGAUAAAGCCGGAAUUAAAAGGGGUAGGGAGUCUAACGAUAUUGAAAUCAUAGCUGAAACAAAAAAUCAUAUUCCUUUAUCUUUGGCGGGUACAAAGAUUCAGAUUUCAGAUAUUGGGCCAGAAUUGUUUUCAUCGCUUCACUUAAGCCCGAAGUCGGUUGUCUACUCGGGUCUUAUUCAAGAGAGUCUCAAAUUAGAUGGUCUUUAUCAUAAAAAUGGAAGUAUAUCCUUUGAAUUUGGAACAGUUCAAUUUAACUUAUCCACAUUUGAUGUUACCGGUGAGCUCAAAUCAUCUCUUAAAAUUUUGCUUGAUUCCAUGAGAUCAUCAUUGAACUUUCCUAAAAGCACAGGCCCAGAAACUUUAAAUCAGAUGAGGAAAUGCUUGAUUCAAAUUAUUCAACUACUGUGGAACUUGAAUAAAAAUGAUCCCCGAGGUGUUCAUGAAGUUGGUGAAUUAUUACUUACAUUUUGUCGUUCCUGCAUAGUUUCAACGUCGAACAAAAAGAUUAAUUUGAUUGCAUUACCAUACCAGAUUGUAUACAUGCAAUUGUUACAAAACUUUACGCUGGAAAAGAAGUCUUCUGAUUUUAAGAAUUAUGCUGAAGAAUUUCGUCAUUCACAGGACCAGUACAUAACUGUUUUCUGUAAAUUACCUCUCAGAAAGAUCAUCCGAUACUUCCAAACAAAAUCAGGCGUGGGUUCUUUAAUAUAUGAGUCUGCUUGUCUAAUGAUGCUUUUUGCGGUUAACCCAUGGAGUCGUGUUGCAGGUUUGUCAACAAAAUUCGACUUUGCGCUCGAUGGUGUUCUCGGAUUCUUAUAUUUCUGUCACUCGAGAAUUCCAGUAACAACAGAUUGGACUUAUUUUCUGCUUGAAUUAGACAAACUUAAAGACUGCAAGAAUUCGUCUCGAUGGAAAAUUAUAUUUCAGCUGGUACAAAAAGUUCAUUACGAUCUUUCUUGGAACCUUGAAGAGGCUGUACUCCUUAAAAUGUAUAGAUUAUUGACUUACGUGAAGUUUGAGAAUAUGGGGUCAAACAGGUCAACUAUACUAUGGUAUUCAGCUUUGCCAGUUACAACUCAGUUUAUGGACAGAGAUGGUUGUUUGGAUAUGUACCUCAAACUGUUGGUUUAUUUUGUAAAUGACCCUGCUAACUCUGUCCAGAAAUCUACGUUGGUCGAAAAGCUUGUGCCCAUUGCUUCUAUAAAGACCAGCACUGUUGCUUUGCUUAGAAAUAGAGCAAACUUAAUGCUUGUGAUGUCGUAUCUUUUCAGAGCAGAUUUCAUUGGUCACUUUAGGGUUAUACUUAAGGCAUUGUUGGAGUACAGAACUUCUGAGAGUUAUAAGUCUUCACUUGACCUGUUACUUGUUGUUUUGAGGUGCUAUUUUCAUCUCUUUCAUCGAAUUUCAUUUGAUAUCGUACAAAUGGUUAUGCCGGAGGUUGUCGCGGCAAUAAAUAACAAUGAGUUAAGUGUUACUCUCGUUUCCGAUAGUUUGCGAAAUAUUGUUGAUUGCUUCGAUAAUCAAUUGGGUGAAUGCAUAGAUGAUGGUGAGAAAUUGACACUUUGUAUGGAACUUGCUUGCAUUUUCUUGAAAUUGAAAAAGGUUGAUUUUCACACAAGAGCCGCAUAUGUUCCCCUUUUAAUGCUUAAAAUAUUGAAGAGGAUUAUGGAGGCUACGGAUGCCGAGAUUUUGAAGUCAGUUCAGACAAAAUUGAAAAAUGAAAUGAUCCCAUUGCUUAAGAAUAUUAUAUCAGCCGAUGAUAUCUUUAAUGAUACUUUGAAAGUGAAGUGUCUCAACCUGUGGGUAUAUUUGUCGUCGAGACUUAAUGUUACUGCUGGGUCUUUAGCCUACAUUGAGUGGCAAUAUUUUUCUAACGAGUCCGCCCGUAACAAGUUUGAGUUACCGUUCUAUGCUGCUAUGUUGAAGUUUUAUAGGCCGGUCGAUCUCAGGUAUUUACAUGAGAACUUUUUUGUCGUCUUGAUGAAAAAUCUACCGUUAGAAUUGAAUUCGUAUUUCGUUGAGUUCUUCACAUUGCUGGCAGCGCAAGAUUUCAUGCAAAAAUAUGUGAAAUUCAGAAGCGGAUUGGAUCCAUCUAAAUUCACUGAAGCAGAUCUAAAACUAUAUCAUCAACAGCUUUCUGUGAAGAUUCUUUCAUGUUUAGUGAAAGGAAUAAAGGAGUCUGAAAUGGAUAAAAAAAGGCAUAAGCUAUACAUUGUCGAAUUUGUCAAGGCAAUGGAAAAGGAGUAUGUGCGUCUUAAAAAUGGAAAGUUGCGCAUGGAGGGAUAUACAAAAUACGCAACUCGGUUGGCAAGAUAUUUGUGUACCGUUCUUGGCAAUAUUGUUGAAAGUGUUCCAGAAUUUGUACUUCUAAAAGGGCAGCUUUGCAUCACAACUAUCUUGUCUUCCCUAAGUGAUGAACUUGAGUCGAUGUCCAGUUCAAAUGAAGUGUAUUUUUUACUUCUCAGCAAGUAUUUUGCGGCAUUGAAGGAUAACACUUGGGAAGAUUUCAGAAAGGAACUUGUGGGCUAUUGUCUUGACAAAGGUGGCUUUGUAGAUGAUGACCAGAGACUUUCGUCAAUAGUUCCAUUAUCAAUGAUUAUAUCAGCACAUAUAUCAUUAGUUUUGCGUGAUAGAAACUAUUGGUUUCAUUUCAGCAAUUGGGUUACAGUAUUUACUGAUGUUAUUUGCGGUCUAAUUGUGUAUACUUCGGAUGAUCUUGUCUAUAUCAUUAAGUCUCUUACGUUAAUGACGAGGCUCGCCGGUACAUCGAGGUUUCCCCUUAUUUAUUACGAAAACCAAGCCGUCAUUAAUGUUUACAAGAUUCUCGAAAGGUUGAAUAUUUAUCUUCUUGGAUCAGGUGACAGAAUUGAUUUUAUUCACUCUCUGGAUACAUUGAGGGGAUUGGAUAGCACGGUCUCUCUUAACAUUAGCAGAGAUCUUUUCUUAAGCUUUUCGAGCACCAAUUUGAACAAGCAAGUUCAGUUAAUAUAUAAACGGAAUAAGGAGUUGAUGGAUACAGACACAUUUCCACCUGUCAGUGAAAGCAUGCUAAAUGAGAGCAAUCAUAAAUUAUCUGAGAUAAGAAAUAAAGUUAUGGGUCAGAUCUUAUCGGAUCAGAAUGACUCAAAUAUGCAUCAAUGCUUCAACGGAUUUGAGAAUAUUUCUUUCUUUAUAUAA